Molecule: messenger RNA, 471 nt
Organism: Fusarium oxysporum Fo47
Lineage: Eukaryota; Fungi; Ascomycota; Sordariomycetes; Hypocreales; Nectriaceae
Exons: 1
Coding region: 154-342 (62 amino acids)
Source: RefSeq, a predicted model, not a curated record
UUAAUGUUAUCUUGAUUGUCUAUUUCACCGACCUGCCAUUGGGUUCGACAACUCGUCUCGAUGCCAGUGUACUCAUAUUCUCUGCGCAUGAGCCCCUUCCACUAUUCUGACCACACCUAGCACAUUUCCUUCACCGGAAGCAGCAUCUCCAAAAUGGAAGGCCUGCUGGGAUCCAGAAUGACUGAGGCACCAAACCUUGCAUGCCUGCCUGCUGAGUGCUUCCCUCGCGAGAAAUCGUCCCAUCUUGCGUGGCGUUCCAGGUGCAGGACACUGCCAACAGCUGGGGAACAGGAAGGAACACUGGCUGCUGAACUUCGACUCGCUCAAGAGCCCAUGUGGUGACUUUAACUGAGUUCCAUGUGUUCGAAGUUCAAGUUACUAGUGAAGCUUCACAUCACAUUCUUAGAACUUGAAGAGAUAGACAUCUUACAAUAGCAAUAGAGACUAACUUAACAUUAAAUUGGAUUACCG